CGUUUCUUUAAUAGUUCUUUAAAGUAUCUUCUCUGACAUCUCUAAUAUUUUAACACUACUUUUACACUUCUGACAUUGGACUAAUCAGCCAUAUUCAAAAGAAGAUGUUUCAGAAGUGUUUGGCGUUUCUCAUAAUUUAUCUCGUCACUGAAAUGUCUUUGACACUCUUGUUGCCAAGUGAACGAGAGGACGUGAUGGGAAAGUACUGGUUUAUGAACAGAUAUCAGUGUGAACGACUUUGUUGGUACCGGAAACUGUGUAAGACCUACUCUUACAUCUACAACAGGACCCUGGCCACUGAUGGUAACUGUGUUCUACACGCUGACAACAUCUCUACAAACACAACAAGCGGGGUUUCUACAGCCUGGAUUGAAAGGGAAGCUUUCUGGGACACUGAACUCCAGGACAACGGGUGUCGUAGCCGACCCUGUAAUGAAACUCAGGUGUGUGUGCCCACCUUUGACCCUCCCUUCUACACAUGCCUGCCGUUUCCUGCAGAAUGCCAAGCGCCCUCACGAGAUGACGGUGUCUACAGUGAUGUGACGCUACUCCAGGGUCAAAGGACAAACUUCACGUGCAGCUCGUCUCGUCAUGCCGACAAUACGGUCACGUGUCAAGUAAACGGAAAGUACAGCGACCCCAAAGGAAAUUGUAAAAUCGCCAUCUACCACUCACCGAGCGUUCCCUUCAAUGCCCCGUUACCAGAAGUCGUCAGAGAAGGAUGGGAGGCUUGUAUCAAAGGUAUUUUUCUCCCCAUCAACUAUGGAAGGAUGACUUUCAACUUUCACGAUGUUCCGGCCGCCUCGUGUGAUUACAAUCGCACUAAUGGUGGGAACGUCUACCUGUCACUGGAGUUCUUUUACUCCCUUGAUGGAACAUAUCGCGAUAUGUGGUUUUUGCGUGGUAUGAAUAACUGUACUUGGCAGUUUUUUAAAAGGAUACCAGGAUCUGUUCCACUAAAGUCCAACGUUUACUUUGAAACUACUCUGAGGAUCUUGUUCAACAACACAUUACAGAUUAUCUUCAAAAAUAUUACGACCUUUCAAAUCAACCUUGGGUCAAACAACAUAAACAUGACAGGCGCCACCUACCUGGAAAUCAUACGAGAUGUCCGACUUACUUACGUGGACCUUGGCAAAGGCUGCGAGUGACUCACUAACAUCUGAGUCAAGACUUCAAAGAAAAGGAAUCUGUAGAAUAUUUUAGCGACAGUUCCUGAUUCACUGUUUGUGUUUUGCUUACUACCAGAAAAUAUCUGCCUGUAAGCAAACGACAAACAAAACAGCUCGACAUCUGAGUUUAUAAACGUAGCUUCUAGCGACAGUCAUAUUUUGUGGAAAAAAAACUCCGUGUAUCUCUGUGUAAUGGAUCACCAAUCGUCACUUAUUGACUGUACGAAAUCGAAAAACACACACUGGCACUGCACAGUUCUUUUAUCCUUAACUCCUUACAUUCAGGAAUUCCUGUGUAUCUUGUCACUUUAAGGCGAUGGAGUGUCCCAGUGUAUAAUUAUUUCUACCAAAUUAUUAUUGCUAUGGAUUCCACGUUCACAAUUUUCUCUGUUGGACACUAACACACAACUUUGCAUAAAAUUGUUACCUUUCGUCUCCACGUUUUACUGUGUAUAUUUUUAUGACAGUUAAAAUGCAUUUAGUCAUUUUCACUCAUCCACUUCUUUGGUAUGUACUGAAAACAAAAACAAUCCACUAGCAAUUACAAAAUAGCAGCUCACUCGUAAACAGUUUAGUACUGAUCUGUGUCGUUUCCUCAUUAAACUUUCAGCACCUCAAUGCCAUUUAUUAACAAAAUUUCGUAGUGAGAUGAAUUGUUUUCAUUCCUGUUUGUAAACUUUUUUCAAUAAAAUGAUGUGUAAAAACGCUUGUCAGCAUUCUAUAUCUAUUGAAAUAUUUAUAAAUCAUUGCGUGUGUGCAUCAUUUUCGCGGAUAUUCAAGACGAUUAAACCGUGACGAUGUUUUUGUUUCAACGGCGCUGCAAGCACUGAAGCAAAAUACUCAUAUUGACUUGCUGAGUGCUGCACCAUGACGUUCAGACCAAAGAGCUGGAGAGACCUUUUGGUGAGAAUCGAACAACUCUCAUAUCAAUUAACUCACAGGAAACACGAGGAGAUUUAAGUAAACGAAAUUCAAGGUAUCUGCAGCAGACAUCAAUAAUUAAUUUGCCUGAGUUGCUUCUAUUUCGUGACGAUGUUUAUGUCCUUAGAUAUAAUGUUCUAAGUAGCUGCUCAGGGCCGUCGUUAGCGAUCAGACAAAACACAUACAUGUCUUUUAAUUGAUGAACAAUACCUUUGUGUGGCCAGGUACUCAAGCACGGCUAGGGAUGGUAACGGUAGACUGCGCUUCUUGUUCGUCAUUAAAUGAAAGUAGUUCACUGCAGCCAAACUAUAGACUGGGAAUUGAGACUGGGAAUUGAGAGAACUCGGAGACAGCUUUGAAACAGCAUUGAAAUAGCUCGGGGAGAAGCUUUUGGAUGGUACGUGACGGGAUGCAUGUAGGAGCAGAAAAAGCAGACCUUAAGGGAUCAGCAAAACAACCCAAAAAAACAACCAACAUUAAGUUCUGUUGUCUGCCCCAACCGAUGAUGGACCUGUACUAAUUCCUUCAUUUUGUCGCUCAUUUAGAAAUUUAUUUGAUGACCACGUAUGCUUAAAGAUUGAAGUCACGUUCUUUUGUUAAUUGGUAAAUGGUUGAACCCUCUUUUUAUUUCUUGUUUCAUCUACAUUGUUUUGGGCUCCGUUGCUAGAAAUUUUAGACAUGUUUUGUAUGAUACUGACUAAUAAUGUUUGAAGCUUACGUUGGUCCAAAUGUGGCGCCUGUCGGCCCGCAGUGGACCUUCUUCAUUGUGCAAUAACUUGCUCGCCGUUGGCGUUUACCGUUAACUGUUCUCAGCGUGUGCGGACUUU
This is a messenger RNA of Pomacea canaliculata, 2920 nucleotides long. RefSeq lists its product as uncharacterized. The transcript is spliced from 6 exons. The coding region runs from base 105 to 1151 and encodes 348 amino acids. NCBI's taxonomy places the organism in Eukaryota, Metazoa, Mollusca, Gastropoda, Architaenioglossa, Ampullariidae. The record is from RefSeq and is a predicted model, not a curated record.